Molecule: messenger RNA, 1173 nt
Organism: Panicum hallii
Lineage: Eukaryota; Viridiplantae; Streptophyta; Magnoliopsida; Poales; Poaceae
Product: caffeoyl-CoA O-methyltransferase 1
Exons: 5
Coding region: 108-905 (265 amino acids)
Molecular function (GO): S-adenosylmethionine-dependent methyltransferase activity; O-methyltransferase activity
Source: RefSeq, a predicted model, not a curated record
CCUUGUCCCGGCAGCCAACCCGAGGUCGGUCAAUCCCUCAACCCAGCCACAGCCCCGCUCGUACCCAGAUCUCCCGGACCCGUUCAGCACCUACUGUAGCGUCGGCAAUGGCCAGCACGGCGGCCGAGGCGGCGAAGGCGGCGGAGCAGCCGGCGGCGGCGCAGGAGCAGCAGGCAAACGGCAACGGCGAGCAGAAGACGCGCCACUCCGAGGUGGGACACAAGAGCCUGCUCAAGAGCGACGACCUCUACCAGUACAUCCUGGACACGAGCGUGUACCCGCGGGAGCCCGAGAGCAUGAAGGAGCUCCGCGAGGUCACCGCCAAGCACCCAUGGAACCUGAUGACGACGUCGGCGGACGAGGGGCAGUUCCUCAACAUGCUCAUCAAGCUCAUCGGCGCCAAGAAGACCAUGGAGAUCGGCGUCUACACCGGCUACUCCCUACUCGCCACCGCACUCGCCCUCCCCGAGGACGGCACGAUCUUGGCCAUGGACAUCAACCGCGAGAACUACGAGCUCGGCCUGCCCUGCAUCGAGAAGGCCGGCGUCGCCCACAAGAUCGACUUCCGCGAGGGCCCCGCGCUCCCCGUCCUCGACGACCUCAUCGCAGACGAGAAGAACCACGGCACCUUCGACUUCGUCUUCGUGGACGCCGAUAAGGACAACUACCUCAACUACCACGAGCGGCUGCUCAAGCUGGUGAAGCUGGGCGGCCUCAUCGGCUACGACAACACGCUGUGGAACGGCUCCGUCGUGCUCCCCGACGACGCGCCCAUGCGCAAGUACAUUCGCUACUACCGCGACUUCGUGCUCGUGCUCAACAAGGCGCUCGCCGCCGACGAGCGCGUAGAGAUCUGCCAGCUCCCCGUCGGCGACGGCGUCACCCUCUGCCGCCGCGUCAAGUGAGCGUGGCCCGGCCCGGCUUCCACCCCCACCGCACCGACGGCCGCCGCCGCCGCCCGACCCCAAUCAUAGACGACGCGCAGCAUUAAUUAUUCACCGUCUUUUUUUUGGCUCUUCCUUGGCCCUGUAAUCUUGGAAAUUGUCACCAUUUUCAUGCGUAAAUGUCGAGACCGUAAUAUAAAUUUCACAGUACCAUGAAGAUCCCUUGUUUAUGCUUCGCACUAGCUUGGCAACAAUUGAAUUGCUGAUGAAUUAGUCGAUGUUGAUACUC